Molecule: messenger RNA, 3289 nt
Organism: Chenopodium quinoa (quinoa)
Lineage: Eukaryota; Viridiplantae; Streptophyta; Magnoliopsida; Caryophyllales; Amaranthaceae
Exons: 10
Coding region: 1255-3129 (624 amino acids)
Biological process (GO): proteolysis
Molecular function (GO): cysteine-type peptidase activity
Source: RefSeq, a predicted model, not a curated record
UAUGGCUGAAAACUGAAAACGGACAACCAAGGCCGUUAGAUUUAAUCUAACACUAACUCAUCAAAUCUCAGCUGUUGAAAUUUUUCCCCUCAAUUUGCACGUCUUUCUCUCUUUCCUCUAUUUUCUCCCUCCUACUUCAUUUCCACGUUCUUCUUUCUUUCCUGAUUUCUCCUACUUUCUCUCUUCACUUUCUCUCUCUUACUUUCCCAAAUCCUCUGCAAAUUUCAUGCAAUUUUUUUUCAAAUCUAGCUUCAAUUCGUUGCCACUAUCAUUUUCAAUAUAUCAAAUUAUGUUAAUAUGGUGAGAACUAGAGGUGGUGCGACUUUUAAAAAAGGAGAGGCCUUCGAAGCUCAACUGGAGUUACUUUGCAAGAUAUAGGAGCAUGUGUCAAUCUCGAUGAUGAAGAGGAAGAACAUAUGGAUGCUGAUACUAACACAGAUAAAGGAAAACAAAGAGAGAUUGUUAAAGAUGUUGAGUUUGAUAAAGAUGCUUGGAUUAGUAAGUGGCCAGUGAGGCCAAAAAAAGGAUUGAAAAAGAAAACUAUCACUAAGAAAAAGAAUCCUUCUAUUGUUGAGAAUGCAAAUGAAACAAUUGAUGGGAAUGCAAAGGAUGCCCAACCUGCUAUAGCGGCUUUGUCUGCUGUUAUGGAAGGAAAUAAGGGGAAUGAGGCUUCUUCUUCACAUAAGAAGAGAAAGUUGGAUGAAAAUGAAGGCCGUAAAGUGAAAAAGUGAAGACAAAUAAGGAUAAGAACAUUGUGAUUCAUAGGCAAGAACCUGCAAUCAUAGAUGGUGAUAUACAUAUAGUGCCACGAGGAUUUAAAACACGUAGUAGGCCUUUUCAUUUAGUAGAGAUGAUGAACAAUUUUUCUGACCAUCAAAUCAAGGCUGUGAAAGAAAUUGGCUUUUGAGGUUUAUUAUCUUUGAAGGUGAAACGAACUGCAACUGACAUGCUAUCAUGGUUGGUAGAUUGUUUUGAUCAUGGUAGCUGCAUGUUUACUAUUGAUAGUAAAAAGGAUUUUCUCAUGACUGAAUUUGAUGUGUAUGAUGUUUUUUGCCUUCCUUGCAAAACAUCUAAGAAAGUUGAAGAAAUUUCUCGUUGUGCUAAUGUCAUCAACCCUGAUUAUGACUUAAAGGUUAAAUGGAGGUCUCAUUUUGGUCUCAUUGGUGAGAAUGAUCAGAUUCCUUUAGGUUUUUUGGAAUCUAAGAUCCCUUUACUAAUAGAUGGCGGGGAAGAAUUCAGACAACUUUUUGUUAUAUGCAUGCUUUUUCAAGUUUUUUAGCACCUACGUCCAACAGAACUGUGGAUUUGAGGAUUGUAAAAUGUUUGGUUGAUGUUAAUCAAAUAAGAACUUAUGAUUGGUCAAAAUAUGUCUUAGAUAGACUCUGUGAAGCUGUGAAGAGCUACAAAGAAGGAAAUAUAGAAUGGUUUUGUGGUUGUGUUUUGAUGUUAGAGAUUAUUUAUUUUCAUCGGUUGAGGUUUAGGAAUGUUGUGUUAAAUUCUACAAUACCUUUAAUUCAACAUUGGACCGAUGUAGAUAUAAGAGAUAGAAUUACAAAAGAAAAGUUGUCCAAGGGUUUUGGGUGUGGCAUUCUUGAGUUUGAUACAUAUCCAGUAAGUGAGAAGUUGCAAUUUGAGGAUGGACAAGUUGUUAAUAAUCAAUUCAAGGAAGCUCCUAUGAAUCAAACUUCUGGAAAAGAAUUUGUUGUUAAUGAAGGUGUUCGUAGCAAGGGUGUUAUUCACUUUGAGCUACCUGCUAGUUCAAUGUCUAAUGAGGAAAUCCAUUCAAUCGCUAUUGAUGAAGUUUAUGAAAAGUUUUUGCUCAUGAAAAGAGAUUUAGAAGUGGUGUCCAACUUUUACAUGGAACAAUUGAAAGUCUUAUUUCAGAAAUGUAAACCUCAUGAUUCUCCCACUUCGAUACCUCUAAUGUCCCAAAGCGAUUUAUUCUUUAUGGAUCCUCGUGUUCAUGAGAUUGUUGAUGAGAUUGUAUCUCUUGUAACUUGGGUAAGGAAAGUGCCUAAUGGUUGGGAUGAUGUUGGUAUUGAUAUUGAUGAUAAUGGUGCACCUACAAAAGAGAUUAAUGUUGUAGUUGGUGAAGUUCCAAGGAUAGGUUUUGAGCAUGUUUUGAGUAAUGGAAAAUCUAAAUGUUCCAUUGCUAUGGAUGUUAGUCUCAUUGGUGAUAAAGUUGCAUAUGUAUCUCAAUACAUGAAGUCUAGUAACAAGGAUAUGAAGAUUUUGGAUGCAAUCGUCCAGGAACUUGUUGACUACUGCAUUAGUGAUUACCAUGUUUUUGAUCUCAAUGAGGUGUUGGUAUCUUUUGGAAAACCAUUUGAGAUUACAAGGAAUGAAUUCCUUUCAUUAGGUGAACCGACUAUUGCUAUACCUUGUGGGAUUAUUGAUUGUUGGGCUUUGUUGCUUAAUGAAAACCAGAAGAGUAGUGCACAUGGACCUCAAAAACUAUAUUUUGGUGCUUCUCAAAGUGCUUUUUUAUUGGAAGUUGCGAACAAAGAUAAUAACACACAAGACAUUGACAAGCUAUUUGACAUUUGGUCAAGAUGGAUGUUCAUUCCUUGCAAUGAUUUUGAUCUUGCAAAUGUCGAGUUGAUUUUUGUUCCUAUACUCUUGAGUGAGCACUUCUUCCUAAUUGUUGUGAAUUUGAAGGAAGAAAAGCUUCAGUUCAUUGAUAAUAUGAGUUAUGAUACUAAGUACAUGAGCGAGGUUGAGAAGUUCUCUGAUGUUCUGAGUGAUAUGUUGAGUACUUUUCUUGAUCAACGCAUUCCUCAAAGUAAUGACUUGAUGAAGAACAUGGUUGAGUACACUUUGGAGUCACCUUCUCUAAAUUGGAAGUCUAGAAAACAGACUAAUGAUUGUGGCAUUUAUACUAUGGUCAGCAUGCUUCACUUUGAUGGAGCUGAUGUAUUUAACUGCGAUGUUUUGAGAACGGUUGCAAUUAGACGGGUAUUGAGAGCUCAGAUUGCUGCUACUCUGGUAUUGUCUGAUAUGAACAUUGUCAGAGAUGAAGUUCUUAAAAAGCUAUAUGAAUUCAGAUUAAUAAGGAGUCAAGUUGCAAGAGAUGUUGUUGAUGGGAGGAAGAAGAAAACAAAGCAAGGUAAAAAGUUAAAGAAUGUAUAGGUAGACUAACAAAUACGUGGAUGAAGUUUUUUGCACAAAAGUAGGAAAUCUAAUGUAAUGAUCUAGUUUGCAUCAACUACUAGAAACAAGUUUGUAUAAGUGCUAAUGUAGAACAAUACGAUAUGAUUCCAGUUCAUACAAAGGUUUUGAAUUGGUGGUA